Molecule: messenger RNA, 646 nt
Organism: Calidris pugnax (ruff)
Lineage: Eukaryota; Metazoa; Chordata; Aves; Charadriiformes; Scolopacidae
Gene: IGFBP5
Product: insulin like growth factor binding protein 5
Exons: 3
Coding region: 61-498 (145 amino acids)
Biological process (GO): regulation of insulin-like growth factor receptor signaling pathway
Cellular component (GO): extracellular region
Molecular function (GO): insulin-like growth factor I binding; fibronectin binding; insulin-like growth factor II binding
Source: RefSeq, a predicted model, not a curated record
GGUACCCUUUCCCUUCCAGAACGGGAGUCCCGAGAGCAUGAGGAGCCGACCACAUCGGAGAUGACAGAGGAGACCUACCCGCCCAAGGCCUACCGGCCCAAGCAUGGCCGCCUCUCCGAUAUGAAGGCUGAGGCCCUGAAGAAGGACCGCCGGAAGAAGCUGACCCUGGCCAAGUUUGUGGGCAUGGCCGAGAACACGGCACACCCCCGGGUUGUCAUCCCCGAGCUCCGGCAAGAGUUUGAGCUGGGUCCCUGCCGCAGGCACAUGGAGGCAUCCCUGCAGGAGCUCAAGAGCAGCCAGCGGAUGGUCCCCCGUGCUGUCCACCUCCCCAACUGUGACCGAAAGGGCUUCUACAAGAGGAAGCAGUGCAAGCCCUCCCGAGGCCGGAAGCGUGGGUUGUGUUGGUGCGUGGACAAAUACGGCAUGAAGCUGCCAGGGACUGACUACCUGAGUGGAGACCUGCAGUGCCACGCGUUCGACAGCAGCAACGUGGAGUGAAGUCGCAUCCCCUCCCUCCGCCCCAUCACUACCUACCCAGGCUCCCUUCCACCCUCCCCUCUGCACCUCCCUGCGCCCCGGGACUCCGAUUCCUUUCAUCUCAUGUAAGAAGAAAAAAAGAAAGGAAAAGAAAAAAGAGAAAGGAAGG